Molecule: messenger RNA, 909 nt
Organism: Triticum urartu
Lineage: Eukaryota; Viridiplantae; Streptophyta; Magnoliopsida; Poales; Poaceae
Product: CASP-like protein 1U1
Source: RefSeq, a predicted model, not a curated record
CUGUUUGCUUGCUCGAAAAGAAGAUAGAACCCUAAUAAAAUGGUUGCUUGCUCACCCAAAAUACAUUCCCAUCUUGCUUUUACAACCAUCCUCACAUCUUGCUUCUGCUUUUACAACCAUCUUCACAUCUUGCUUUUGCUCUCAUCCUCUCGGCCAAUUCCCUGGCAAUGGCCGAGAUGAGCGGAGCGAAGGCGGGCAGCCUCGCCUUGCGCAUCGUGGCGCUGGCGCUGUCGGUGGGCGCCGCCGUCGUGAUGGGCAGCGUCGUCUCCUACAACAGCGCUCUGGUCUACUUCGUGGUGGGCAGCGUCGUCUCGGCCGUCUGCUCGGCGCUGGCGCUCUACCUGUUCGUCGUGCACGGGGGCGGCGGCUCGAUCGCCGUGGCGCUCCUCGACGCCGCCGCGCAGGCCCUCCUGUUCUCGGCGUUCAGCGCGGCGCUCGCCGCGCGCGGCUGCUUCGCCAGCCGGGCGGACGCGUUCCGCGGGAGGGCGGGCAUCGCGGCGGCCGUUGGCGCGUGCGCGGCCGCGGCCGUCUUGGUCGCGGCGCUGGCAGGGAACGCGCCCUCCCGCGCCCGCGGCGGGGGCGCUGCCGGUGGCUCUGGCUGCAAACACGGAUGCUCUAGCCCCGGCUGCUAGCAGUUGACAGCGUCAGUACAAAGAUUCUCGGGGAAAAACAGAGGAACUGCUUGUGGUUUGUACAACUGUAGAAAUGAUGAUGCAUUUUUUUUUGCUCUCUUAUUCAAUACUUGUUGUCUAAUUGUUGCUGUUGCGGUUGUAAGAACGUCAACAGAGAUGUUUGCGUGUGUUUGAUGCAAGUAUGGUAUUGGAAAGGAAAAAAAUUAGGCCUUGCUACAACAUAUCUAGAUGUGUUCUAAGUAUUGCACGUCUAAAUCCAAACUUGAUUUUACGGUAA